Gigantopelta aegis is the source of this 771-nucleotide messenger RNA. RefSeq lists its product as uncharacterized. Gene Ontology annotation, cellular component: mitochondrial large ribosomal subunit; ribosome. The transcript has 2 exons. The coding region runs from base 143 to 661 and encodes 172 amino acids. NCBI's taxonomy places the organism in Eukaryota, Metazoa, Mollusca, Gastropoda, Neomphalida, Peltospiridae. The record is from RefSeq and is a predicted model, not a curated record. Gene Ontology annotation, molecular function: structural constituent of ribosome. Gene Ontology annotation, biological process: translation; ribosome biogenesis.
CAAUAUAACAUUAUAAAUACUUAUCAUAAAUAGAGGUAGAGUUGUGACGAAUGUAGGGCAAUUGCUCAUAUGACAAUACCUCACCGGACAGUACCUCACCGGACAAUUGCUCACUCACUGGACAAUUGCUUACCAAUAAAAAAUGGCGUCGUUUUUGAGGGGGUUGCAGCUACUACCAAGGAUUGGACAAAGAAUACUGCAGAUCACCUCUUCCAUUCCUGCUCCUCCUGCUCCUCAUCUGAACCUUCUUAACACCAGACUGCUGUCAUCAUCGCUCACAUGCCAGUGUCCUGAAAGACGACUGCUAUCAGGCCCUGCAAUACUAGCAGCUUGGAACAACCAGGUGUUGACUUGCUUCUCUCCCCCGCUGCAGCAGCCGCCAUGUCGCACAUACAAAGUGAAGACGGCACUGAAACGGCGCUGCUCGGGGUGCUAUUUUGUUAAGAGACAUGGCCGUCUUUUCGUUGAGUGUAAAGUUAAGCCUCGUCACAAACAAAUGCAGAAAAUGAGAAGACACAAGCUAUAUAAAGAAGAUUACUCCAAAGGUCCUAUUCAGGCAGCUGUGAACUGGCGCUGGAGAAACGACAGAUACUACUGGUUGGGCGAUAAUAAAUUUGCAAGGCAUGAUUGGUUAGACGGGAAAAUAGGCCGAACAGUUUAGAUCUGUCUGUGACUGGACUCAUUUCAGUGGAAGGUGUAUCUGCAGUGGUUUAUAUGCUGUCAGCAUGGCUAUAUCAGUGUGAAUAAAUACAGUUUGUGUUUACUAUAAAA